Messenger RNA from Penaeus monodon (black tiger shrimp), 3971 nucleotides. RefSeq names its product four and a half LIM domains protein 2-like. The record is from RefSeq and is a predicted model, not a curated record. The transcript is spliced from 5 exons. Gene Ontology annotation, molecular function: transcription coregulator activity. The coding region runs from base 195 to 935 and encodes 246 amino acids. Gene Ontology annotation, cellular component: Z disc; nucleus. NCBI's taxonomy places the organism in Eukaryota, Metazoa, Arthropoda, Malacostraca, Decapoda, Penaeidae.
GUCAGCAGGCGACCGCGGCGAUCUUGAGAGAGAGAAAAAAAAACAUACUCUUAAUUAGAAAACCGAAGCGAAACACGCGAAACCGAGAGUGAACGGAACAGGCCGCCGAAGGACCGAAACGAGCCUCCCAUUCUCGAAGGCUGAGCCCUGCCUGGACAGUCGCGCCCGCUCGCCCCCCCCCCCUCCUCGGCAAGAUGGCAACCACCUUAGAGCAGCAAGUGAGUGGCCUCAAGAUCGACGACAAGGCCAGCCUCAAGGAGAAGGCCGACCCUCCGAACGGCACCAAGGAGAACGGUAAGGAGGAGGAGGCCAAGGAAGACCCCGACGACGUGGCCAUCCUCACCAACAUCCUGGAGAGCGACAAGUUCCUGUGCUGCCUCGGCGAGCAGUGCAUGGUCGGGGACCCCGCCAAGAAGGAAGGCAACAAGAAGAUGGAAUACAAGGCCCGGCAGUGGCACGAGAAAUGCUUCUGCUGCUGCGUGUGCAAGACGCCCAUCGGGACCAAGAGCUUCAUCCCCAGGGACCAGGAGAUCUACUGCGCCGCCUGCUACGAGGACAAGUUCGCCACCCGAUGCGUCAAGUGCAACAAGAUCAUCACCUCUGGCGGUGUGACUUAUAAGAACGAGCCCUGGCAUCGGGAGUGCUUCACCUGCACCAACUGCAGCACCUCCCUGGCCGGCCAGCGCUUCACCUCCAGGGAUGACAAGCCCUACUGCGCGGACUGCUUCGGGGAGCUCUUCGCCAAGCGCUGCACCGCCUGCACCAAGCCCAUCACAGGCAUUGGUGGCACUCGCUUCAUCUCCUUCGAGGAUAGGCACUGGCACAACGACUGCUUCAUCUGCGCCGUGUGCAAAGGGUCCCUGGUGGGCAAGGGCUUCAUCACAGACGGCGCCGACAUCCUCUGUCCGGAGUGCGCCAAGCAGAAGCUGAUGUAAACGUACUUCAGAGUUGCCUGCGUCCUGGAACAACUCUCCUCUCUCUUCGAAACAUUUAUUUCCAAACGACACAACCAUAUCUCGUGUUUAUAUUGUUUGUUUUCUGGAAAUGAAGAUUUUUUUUUUUAUUAUUUUGUGGGUUCACUGGUUUAUAAUAUUUACUUUGUUUACGAGUACUUAACGAUGUUUGCUCGGGCGACACUGAAAUCAAGUGCCUAAAUUUUUAAUUCAUGUUGCCCGAGACUUGAAACAUCACUUGUGAAUCUAAAGUACACUAAAAUAGUAAUAAACUAAUUACGAAUGGGGAAAAAUUGGUGAUGUUUCACACUUCUAAUGUGCAUGCCUUCGACCUAUGGACUUUUCCCCUUUUCUCUAUUUAGUAUGCUUAGGAGAGAUAAGUUUAAAAAAAGCUUAAAGAUAUUCGAAUCGUCCCACAUCAAUGUUGUUUUAUAUAUCAUGACGUUAUCAAGGUAACUAGAUAGAAAACUGUUUAGUUUCCUUCCCUUUAGAUUCAUGCAGUAUAAGACGUAUAUUUUGGUGAUGUGAAAUUCUAGGACAGCAAAGUUACUACGCUAUACUUGAAGUCCGUGGAAUACGAGUGAUCCCCAGAAACAACGUUUUAUAAGAGCUUUUCCUAGGCACAUGGAUGGAGGAUCCAAUGUACAGUGUAAAGUAUAAAGAAAAAGAAGUAAAUUCCAGUGUUUCAUCCUGUUGUCACUUUUGGAACAAGAUUAAGACCAAAACGCAACUCACGGGGAAAAUCAGAAAGGAGGCAAAGAAAUAUCAAUAUUGUGGAUUUAUCAUUAAGCAGGAAGUAACCAUGUUGCCUUAAAUACUGCUGGAAUUCCCUGGAAUGGUUGUCACUGCCAUUAUUUCGACUUUGUUUAACACUGAUUUUUUUUCUAUCUCUUAACAAUAACUCUGUGAAUGCAUAAACAAAAUAUUGAUUAUUUAUUUCACGAGGGUGUUCAAAAGAAUCUUCAUGCAAAACAUGAAAACGAAUAAAUAAAUUGAGUGAUAUCAAUAUGACAAUGACAUUCGUUCACAUCCACUCUCAGUGAGUUCCGUCAUUUUGAAAUCCACAAUUCAAGAUGGUGCUUGAGCUCGUUUGCACAAUUAUUUAUAUAAAAUAUAUAUAUUAUUAAAAACGUGGGCCGGCAGAGACCCACACUCGUCACAAAAACCCAUAUAUAGAUACCCACUGUGUGCAGAAACCCCAGCGCAGAUUUUGCAUCACGUUAGGCAACCCAUGUUUUCUUUUGUAUGAAAAUCAGAACUUUGGGACAUAUUCCUAGCCUAUCUAUCUAUACAGGGUGUAAAAAAAAAAAAAGAUAAAUGGGUUUAUUUUUCUUCCAAUUCACUGUAUUCUACUUUUUUGUAUUUUUUGUUGCUUUUAAUUUUUCUUAUGAUGAAUUAUGACCUAACUUGGGCUGGACUGUAGAUUUGUAGAGAAGUGACCUUAUGUUGGCCGUGUUCUGAUCCUUGACUAGAGAGUGCCAUACCUAAGGAGGUGGAGUGGCAAGGAUUCGAACACAAUGCUGCCUUAAUAGCAUUAUUCUAACUUAAUACUGUAGUAUAUUCUUGCAUAGAUUUAUUCUUGACAGUUAUGCUUAGACUAUAGUUGCAAUAGCUCUGUUUACUAAGUAUUUUCUGAAUGUUAGUAACGAUUUUUUUGGCAUUCUUUGCUGGAUCUCACGAAGGGAAUGCGAGGCCAGGGACGAACACCUGCUUGGUUUGCAUUCACUGACAGAUGACUCAACAUUCACUACCAAAAUGUAUUUUACAAUUAUUCUUAAAAUACUUUGGAAAUCGGGGCGCUAAGAACAAAAAAAAAUAUGUUGUUCUUUAUCCUUUAUAAGCUGAAUUAUAAUUAUGUAUAUAAUGAAAUAAAUAUACCUAGCUUGCUUAAUAACAAAAGUAUCACAUGUCAAGCAUCUGAUGUGUGGUAAUAAUACAACACUGCUCUGUCGCUGUGCGAUUCUCUUCAGUAUCCCCCGUUUUAUUUGCAGUUUUCUUUCUUUUUCUCUCUCUCGCAUAAUGCUUCGUACAGAUUCCCCCCUACAGUUUCAUUAAAUUAUUACGAUCCUGCCAGUUAUGGAAUGUUCAGCUCUUAUAUCUUUUAAUACUUUGAUGUUGCUAAAUUCUUCUCUCUUUAUAGAAUUGCCUGUUUUAUUCCAUUAUUCAGUGGAGAAAUAUAAGAUGUAUAUUCAGUAACGAUGAAUACCAAUUGAUCGAACUACAAUGACCGCGAAAUCAUGUUAGUGUGUCUGACCGCUGCGAAGUCGUGUAGACCAGUUCUCAAUAGUUCUUAUCAACCUGUAAUCAAUCUCUUUGCCUGUUUGUAAUUGAAAUAUAUCAUUAUCGUCAGUGCCUCCACUUUAAGCAUGUGAAUUUUCAUCUAGAACCAUGAUAUAUUGGUAAAAAUUACUUCGACCUGAUUGUAAACACAAAAGCCUUUGAAGGGUCAAAGGGUCCCUGACUAUGCAAAAAAAAGCGUAAUUCCUAGUUUUUUCAAUAAAGGAAAGAGAUAACUCUAUAUGCAAUACAAACCUCUAAAAUGGAAUGAAUGAAAGAGCAUUGACAAAAGUGAACUGUUUCGCACAUUUAGAAAUAGAACGAUGCCACACGUGCUUGACAAGUUAAAGUUUCGUCCAUAUACUGGUAGGAGAAGCUGGAUAGUCUCAGAGCCCUCAAUUGUCACUUAGAAAAAAAUAAAAUUGUACAUUAUUCUCUUAAAUCACUUUGCAUACGUGAUGAAGCCAACAAUUAAUGGACAUUAGUCAAGUCAUUGGUGAUUUUUUUUUCUUUUUUUCCCCCCAACGAAAUACCACGUGACACCUACGAUUACGCACCAGAUUGUCGUCUAAUGUACCAAAUUUGGAGUUGCAGACCCCCCCUUUGUAAUAUAUCUUGUGGAGUGAGCUGUGAGAAUGGUGCUAUAUGUGUGAGCUUUGUGUUGAACCUGAUAUUGUUGGUGCACAAUUAUACUAAUGCUGAUGUAACCGAGUCUCUAUAAUAAAUGUGUUACAGUAUAAA